Molecule: messenger RNA, 1254 nt
Organism: Penicillium olsonii
Lineage: Eukaryota; Fungi; Ascomycota; Eurotiomycetes; Eurotiales; Aspergillaceae
Source: the annotation of a GenBank genome assembly
AUGGCGGACACUACUGCCACUUCCACUAAGCCCGUCCACACGAUUGUGUUGGAUGCUGGCCCAAUCCUGAAAAAUACCCCGCCGCUUUCGACCCUCCUCGCCCAAUGUGAGGAAAUUAUCACCACCCCCUCCGUCGUGGGCGAAAUUCGCGACCCGGAUGCCCGCGCUCGUGUGGAAACGCUCUACCUUCCCUUCCUGAAGCAGCGAUCCCCGACUCCAAACAGUUUCAACAUCGUCAGCGAGUUCGCCCGCAAGACCGGUGAUCGGUCCGUGCUGAGCAGAACUGAUAUCGAGGUCCUCGCGCUGGCCUAUGAGAUCGAAUGCGAAAAGAAUGAGGGUGACUGGCGCUUGCGCAGUGUGCCCGGACAAAAGAAGAUCAAUGGAAGGCCGCCCGUCAAGGAGGCCCCAGAGGCCACUGCCGAAUCUGCGGAUGUGGAGGCCAUUACCGAGGGCGUGAAGGAGACCACUGUCACAGACGCCCAAGAAGCGCCCAAAGAGGACGCAGAGGUUGCUGCGCCCGAGGAGACCAAGGAACUGCUGGAGGCCGCGGUGGAGAUUGCCGACGAGGAGGCCCAGGAGGAAGAAGAGGAAGCAAACGAUGAUGCCGACUCGGACGGCGGAGAAUGGAUCACUCCCUCGAACUAUAAGAAGCGCUUGGCGCAGGAUGAAUCUGGAUCCGCAACCCUCACAGCUGCGCCGAAAACAAUGCAGGUUGCGACCAUGACUACUGAUUUCGCCUGUCAAAACGUUCUGUUGCAAAUGAACCUCAACCUUCUGUCUACCACAACUCUCCAGAAGAUCCAGCAUCUGCGAACUUUCAUUAAGCGCUGCCAUGCUUGCUUCUUAACUACCAAAGAAAUGAACAAGCAGUUCUGCCCCCGCUGCGGCAAGGACACGCUCACCCGUGUAUCCUGCACGACCACCGCCAACGGCGCAUUCACCAUGCACCUCAAGAAGAACAUGCAGUGGAACACGCGCGGCAACGUGUACAGCAUCCCCAAGCCUGUCGCCGGAACCUCCAACGGCAAGUGGAAGGGAGGCGGUGGCCAGCGAGGAUGGGGCCAGGAGCUCGUUCUGGCCGAAGAUCAGAAGGAGUAUGUUCGCGCCAACGCCGAGGAAGAGCGCCGACAGCGUCGGGAGCGUGAUCUCAUGGACCAAGACUACCUGCCUGGUAUCUUGACCGGCGAGCGCAACCGCACCGGUGGUCGUACCAAGGUUGGCGCGGGCCGAAAUGUCAACUCGCGAAAGCGUUAA